Messenger RNA from Fundulus heteroclitus (mummichog), 2617 nucleotides. Its product is annotated as saccharopine dehydrogenase-like oxidoreductase. Gene Ontology annotation, biological process: glycolipid biosynthetic process. Gene Ontology annotation, cellular component: lipid droplet; plasma membrane; mitochondrion. The transcript is spliced from 12 exons. NCBI's taxonomy places the organism in Eukaryota, Metazoa, Chordata, Actinopteri, Cyprinodontiformes, Fundulidae. Bases 320 to 1603 code for a protein of 427 amino acids. The record is from RefSeq and is a predicted model, not a curated record.
UUCUGCAAACACAAGAUCGAUAUUGCAAUAAUUUAAGAAAAACAGGACGAGUUUUGAUACAAUUCACAAUUCAUUAGAAUAACACAAUGCAUAUAAAAUAUGACAACAUGUGCCAUGAUAUAGAAUCUCGUUGCCUUGCACAAACGGUCGCUGUUGUCACGUUCCGUUAGCAUAUUAGCUCAGUUUGGCUACGGAAGUAGACGGAGCUGCGCUGUGAAAAAGCGCAGCGUGCAGCUCAGCCCUUCAUUGUGACGGACUCGGGAGAGUGCAAAGGUGUCGCAGUAAGUUUCUUGUGUCUGUCUGAUUGUCUUCUGGUGCCAUGGCGCGGGUAGAAACAACCCCCAACAGACCUUACCACCUGGUCAUCUUCGGAGCCUCUGGCUUCACGGGGCAGUUCGUGGUGGAAGAAGUGGCCCGGACGGUGUCCGAGGGUCCCAACGGGAACCUGAAGUGGGCCGUGGCUGGCAGGAGCAAGCAGAAGCUGGAAAAAGUUCUGGAGCAGGCCGCUGGAGCCCUCAGUAAGCCGGAGCUUCGGACGGAGGUGGACGUGAUCGUGGCGGAUGUGGGAGAACCCGACUCCCUUGCAGCUAUGUGCAAGCAGGCGGUGAUCGUUUUGAACUGCGUGGGGCCGUACAGAUUCUUUGGCGAGGCCGUGGUCAAAGCCUGCGUGGAGAACGGAGCCCACCACAUUGACAUCAGCGGAGAGCCACAGUUUUUGGAGGGCAUGCAGCUGAACUACAGCAGCCAGGCGGCGGAGAAAGGGGUCUUCAUUGUCGGAAGCUGCGGGUUUGACUCCAUUCCUGCAGACAUGGGAGUCCUCUACACGAGAGAUCAGUUCAGGGGUACCCUGACUGCUGUGGAGAGCUUUCUGACAGUCAGCUCAGGACCUGAGGGCGGGUGUAUCCACGACGGGACGUGGCAGUCGGCCAUCUAUGGCUUUGCUGACAGCCAGAAACUCCAGAGUCUAAGAAGGAAGUUUAAUCACAAACCUCUCCCCUCUGUUGGCUCAAAGCUGCGACGCAGGGGAGCAUUGUUCUUCAGUAAUGAGAUCCAGCAGUACGCAGUACCCUUCAUGGGUUCUGAUCCCUCGGUGGUGAAAAGAACCCAGCGUUUCCUGACAGAGGAACAGCAAGCCUCACCGGUCCAGUAUGGAGCCUAUGCUGGAAUUGGAGGUAUUGGGAAUAUCAUCAAGAUGAUGUUUGCUGGCAUGAUGUUCUGGUUCUUGGUCAAGUUCAGUUUUGGACGCAACCUGCUCAUAAAGCAUCCCGAGUUUUUCUCCUUUGGAAUGUUCUCCAAAGCCGGCCCAACUAGGAAGCAGAUGGAGGGAUCCUCCUUCCAGUUCUCCUUCUAUGGUGAGGGCUACACAGACGAACAGGACCCCAGCCAGGGAAAACCCAAUGCCAAGAUCCGCACUCUCGUUCAGGGACCAGAGGCUGGCUAUGUGGCCACGCCCAUCGCCAUGGUGCAAGCUGCGCUAACGAUCCUCAACGAACCUGCAGCUUUGCCCAAGAAAGGAGGGGUUUAUACUCCAGGAGCUGCGUUCGCUAAAACCACGCUCAUCGACCGCCUCAACAAACAUGGCAUCCAGUUCUCUGUCAUCUAAAACUCGUUUCCCAUCCGAUGUUGCAGCUUUUUUUUUUUUUCUUUUUUUUUGUGUGAGCAUUUACCAACAUCCAGAAUAACAACCGGGAAUUUUUUCAGCUUUAUAAUAGAUUUUUUUCCCUUUUUUUUUAUUAUUAAAACUCCUGUUUAAGCUUAAAAUUAGUUUUUGGUGAUGUUUUCCACGUUUGAUCCUUUGACGCAGCCAGAACCUCUCCAGACUCACUUUCAGCUCAACUGUACGGUUAAGAUCUUGCUUGCAACACGAGUUGUUGGUGUGUUCCCCAGUCUAGGACAGUAGGAGAAUUGUUGCACAUUAACAGGUUUUGCAUGGUUGUCUGCUAACACGAUUACAGCUAAUAAACAAUUCAGGACUUCAUUUUGUUCACUUCAUGCCUCUGGACACAGAUAAUAAAGAGAAAAGUAAUAUUUUAUGCGCAUCAGUCAACCCGAUGUAAAAAGCCUUCAACAGAAUCAAAGGACCAAAGAAAAGUUUCUUGACUAUUGAAUUAGUUUUCUUGAUCAAUGUCUGCCUAAUUGUUCACCACCAUACUGGUUCUAGUUGAAUGGAAACAUGUUAAAGCACUUACCAGUUAUUGCUCACAGAUUAUAUUAAUGUGUAGAUAGAGGACUAGUGGGGUAGAAGCCUCUGCAAUACAGCUUAAACAAAAAAUAAAUCAUAAACACACAUUUUCAUGUUUAAGUUCUUUGGUUUAAAGCUAUUAAUGGAGCUGCAACAGUAAUACUUUUGGGAUGUUUCUUUAAACGCAGUGGAGUUUCCAGUUUUAGUCUGUUUGUGCAAAUAGCAUGAAAUGCUUAAUCAAACUAAACAGAUGUUCUAAAGUGUUCAAUAAAUGUUGCUCUGUACAUGCAAAGUAGGAUCUCUCUCUCUCUCUCUCUCUCUCUGACCCAUUUUAGCAGUUUGUGCUCGCUUCAGGCUGCAUUCUGACCUUUUUGUUUUCGGUUUGUAUCACUUUGUGUCCGCUUCAUAAAUAAAGCCAAAUCUGCAGAAACACUA